Symbiodinium sp. CCMP2456 is the source of this 1089-nucleotide messenger RNA. The record is from the annotation of a GenBank genome assembly. NCBI's taxonomy places the organism in Eukaryota, Dinophyceae, Suessiales, Symbiodiniaceae.
AUGGCUCUCUUCCACUACCCCAACCAGCUCCUAGAGAGCGGCGAGAAGGGCUUCUGGCUCACGCCGAUCUUGGAGGUGGCUGUCACCACUCUUCAGCCGGCGCUCUUCGCACUCGGCACCGUGUACUGGCCCGUCAAGGCCAUGUCGUUCAGGGAAGGGAAUUGUCAGCUUGGCAUCUGCGUGGCUGUGACCUGGAAGGCCAGCUUCUGGGGCAACAGCACCCUCGGCUGCUAUGUGAUCCACUUCCUCUUCAGAGAUCGCAUGACAGAAGUCAUCCAGAUGAUGAUUCCGAUGCUGAGCUGGGAUGUCACCGGGCUUCUCCUGCCUUUGGCCAUCAUCGAUCUGGCGAAGCGGAAAACGAAGCAAAGCAGUCAGAAAGCCCUUCGGGACACUCCCAGCCUCGUCAUCCCGUGGGUACCUCAGCUUGCAGGGCUAGGAAAUUCUGCGGGAUUUUGUGUGCGGCGAGCCGCUAUGAACAUCGGAGCCAUGGACGGUUGGCCGUUCCCGAGCGACUUCCGCGACCCGAACGAGGCAUGGGAUGUUCAGGGCAAGCUCGUGUUCUUCGCACUCUACACGGGCUUCUGGGCAUGCAUGGUGCUGGCGGUGUUCCUCUACACGCGGCUUCGCAGCCACUGCAGCUGCCGCAGACGAGUGCGUUCGCCAGUGAAGCGGCAAAGCAGCGGCUUCGCAGAUGUUUCGAAGAUGUCGGAAGCCUUCGGGGAGAUGCCGCCCUUCCCAGAAAGCAAGGUCCACGAGCUGUUCUUGGAACAGGCGAAGCUGACGCCGACGGCGACGGCCCUGGUGUUGCCCCACGAGGCAAAGACUGUGGUCACGUACCAGGAGCUGGCAGAAGCCGUGAGGCAGUUGGCCGUGGUGCUCGAACAGCUAGGCGCCAAUGGCGAGAUCGUGGCUUUAUCCUUGCCGCGCAGCAGCGCACAGGUGGUGUCGAUCCUCGGCGCUUUGCUGGCGGGUGCCGGCUACCUGCCCAUGGACGACACGGGGCCAGAGGCAAGGAAGAGGCUCGUUCUGGAGGACAGCCGCGCGAAAGUGUUGAUCUCCGACGCCAACUCCCAGGAGUGCAAGCAGCUC